Messenger RNA from Saccostrea cuccullata (small rock oyster), 2255 nucleotides. RefSeq names its product multiple epidermal growth factor-like domains protein 6. The transcript is spliced from 3 exons. The record is from RefSeq and is a predicted model, not a curated record. NCBI's taxonomy places the organism in Eukaryota, Metazoa, Mollusca, Bivalvia, Ostreida, Ostreidae. Bases 1616 to 2224 code for a protein of 202 amino acids. Gene Ontology annotation, molecular function: scavenger receptor activity.
GUAUAUAGUAAGUGGAACCCCCCCCUCCCCGGUGGGCCCCAAUUUUUAAUUCCUAUGUUAUGUAUAUCUUUGCAAAACAUUUUGUGUGACUACCCCCAUCCCCUCACCCCCACCCAGUACUGAUGCCAAUGCUACACCCAUAUAUACAGUGUAUGUAUUUGUAUAACUGGUGUGACGUUGAAAACUUUCAAUGAAUUUUAGUUUACAUUAAAUACAUGCAAACUGGAAAAUAUUAAGUACAGUAUAACAUCUAAGAGAGAAAGAAUUUUCAAAGCAUGGAAAAAUCAAAAUCACUCAAUUUCAUCUUCAGAAGUAAUCUAAUCACCGAAAAGUUAUCCAACAGGUCCAAUAUGUCCAACAGGUUCAAUUAUCUAUCAUACUUAAAAUUUUCAAGAAUAUUGACCAAGCCAUACGCAUUUUUUCAAAGUGCGUUAAUAUGGUCGAUAUCAAGGCAUUUGAAAAGAAAGGACAGGGUAGGGUUACAACCGAAUCUGGCCCCUUAUUUAAUGUAAAAAUCAGAACACUGGUAAAAUUGUGAUAUUUUGUAGUUAAGAAGGUAAAAUGAUGUUUUAAAACAAGCACUUAUUUGAAUUCAAAGCUUACAUCGGAAACCGCUAGAGGGUGUAGAAAAAGGACAUUUUCCAGAAUUUUCUCAAUUCUGGUGGAAUUUCAUCAUAUUUGGGAUACAUGUAGGAUAUGGAAAUAACGAACAAUAUUCAAUCUCAAAGUCCAUAAACAAUACAAAAUAAGAGCAGAUCAAACACGGACCCCUGAAAUAUCAGAGGUGGGAUCAGGUGCCAUGGAGGAGUGAGGAAAACACAGAGCACAAGCUUGCCUAUCUGAGAUUUUCACACAUAAACUGCAUCUGAUAUUUAUGUAUAAAAUAUAUAAAUUAGGUAGAUAGGCAAGCUAUCUUUCCGAAAGAAAAUGUGCUGUUAAAUUGAAGAAAAUUUGCAUACAGAUGAGAAAUUUAGAAAAUUGACUUAUUUUCUGACCUCACUGUGACCACUGUAUUGUAAAUCCUAAAACAAAUGCUCAUUUUGUGGUAGGGAUGACAACAGGUUUUUAUGGAUAAACUGUUGGAUCAUGCUGGAAGACACCCAAAAUGGGGGGCCAGAUAGGGGUCUUACUUCUUACUAUAUCCAGUCCUUUUUUUCAAAGUGCGUUGAUUUGGUCCCAAAAACGAGCGUUGUAACAAAGCAGGUUAAAAAAACUUCUAUAAUGUUACAUGUAUAUACUUAUGACCUCAACAGUUCUCUGUCAACGAAAUAAAAUCUCCUUCAACCCUUAGUUUUUUUCUUCAAAACUCGUCGUAGUUCAUUAUUAGAAAUUAUUUACGCCUACUAAUGUGUUUUGAACCUUUUUAACAUGUUUGCCAUAUGUUAAAAAUACGUUUGCUUUAUGUCUGAUCAUGACCAGAUGCCCUCAUUUUUUAUCUUAUUGGAAAAUAUAAUUUUUAGUAGUUUUCAAUGCACAUGUAAUACACUUUUCUUUCGAGGUCUGUAUGUGUUAAACAUUAAAAAUCAAACCAUGUUAAGUUUGGGGAAUGCUUUUAAAAUAAAGCAAAUGUGACUAUGCCUUAAGUUUCAGAUAGGAGAGCGGUUAUUUGCACAGAAUGCUUCUUCUUGGAUUUUUAAUUGCUUCCACUGCAUUUCUUUCUGAGGCAUGUCGGAUUGGAUACUAUGGUCCGGACUGUAACCAGCGAUGUAGUCCUUACUGUGGCUGGGGCGGAUCUUGUGAUGUAAACACUGGACACUGUACCUUCGACUGCCUUCCAGGACACACUGGUUUGGAUUGUAGAAACCGAUGUCCUUUUAACUGUGGUCGAUCCGGAAAUUGUGACAAGUUCUUGUCGUAUUGUCUGGAAGGGUGUAAGACCGGGUACAAAGGAAGCACUUGUGAUUUCUAUUGUCCCUUUAACUGUGGUGGAGAUGGGAGUUGUGUUCAAAAUACUGGUUCUUGUCCACAAGGAUGCAAGGCUGGGUACAAAGGGGAUUCAUGUUAUAGUUCAUGUCCCUGGAACUGUGGUGGAAAUGGAAGUUGUGCUCAACAUACGGGUUCUUGUCUUCAGGGAUGCCAGGCUGGGUACACAGGUUCUUCCUGUUUGUUAACAUGUCCUUAUGGCUGUGGUGGAGAUGGGAGUUGUAAUCAGUCGUCCGGUUCUUGUCUUCAAGGAUGCAAAUAUGGAUACUCAGGACCUCAAUGUAGUUGGAAAUUCAAAUAAUAAAAAUAUCCUCUGAGACAACAUUGAAACA